AAGGAGAAAAAAUACGAGACUCGAAUCCACUACAGGGGACUGGGGGACACUGCACUAUCUUGGAGAUAGGCUUUUUCAAGAAUCUCGCCGGAAUUCUGUCCUGUACAUCAACUGGGUUUUUAAUUUAAAACAGAAGAAAGAGCCUGGAUAUAUAGUUUUUUAAUCACUGGACUGAAGUUGCAACUGAUAAAUUACUGUUAAAAUCUAAAAGAGCCUGACUUGCUGUUUCACCCUUGAUUGUCCUCAGACAAAACCAGAAGAUGGACCAGGACCUGUUUGGUGGUGCCCCACGCUUCCUGACCCGGCCAAAGGCCUUUGCUGUGUGUGUAGGGAGAGAUGCCACCCUAAGCUGCACUAUAGUGGGGAACCCUGUGCCAGCAGUGAACUGGGAGAAGGGGAAGCAGAAUAUCACCUCAGGUGGGCGCUUCAAGACUGUGGAGGAUGGGGAUGUGUACCGCCUGACCAUCUACGAACUGACAUUGGAUGACAGUGGCCAGUACAUCUGCCGGGCCAAGAACACCGUGGGAGAGGCCUAUGCUGCGGUCACUCUCCAGGUGGGGUUUCCCAGCGACUUGGUGGAACGCCCUCCAACGUUUGUGGAGAAGCCCGUCUCCACCAGGGUGAGCCUGGGGGAUGAUGUCAAGUUCUACUGCCGAGUCUUGGCUCACCCAGAACCCACUUUCACUUGGGAGAAGGAUGGAAGGUAUGUAGGGGAGUCCAGCCGCUUCAAGAUAAACUCGGACUCUGAGUCCACCUCCCUGAAUAUCCAGUGCGCACGGAGCAUCGACAGUGGGACUUUCACCUGCAGGGCACAGAACUCCGUUGGCCGAGCCCAAGCAGCGGCUGCACUGGUAGUGGAACACCAGGACUCUCAUAAUCUGGCCAGUGCAGAUAAGGGCUCCUCCCUGCUGUCGCAUUUGCAGAAGAGACGGGAAGAGAUGCGCAAAUCUGACAUCUCUCUUUACCGCUCUUCGGAUCUGACUGUGGACAACUACCAGUCUUCCACUUCCUCCUCAACUACUUCAAUCCUGAAGUCCACGGAGGGGCUGAGCUCCUUGGGCCUGAGCCUGUCCCAGGACUACGUGCGCGCAGCCGGCCUGGCUAGCAGACUGCCGAAGGGGGUGUUCACGCGCACCUGCACGGUGACCGAGGGGAAGCACGCCAAACUGAGCUGCUUCGUCACGGGGCACCCCAAACCGCAGAUCCUGUGGAUGAAGGAUGGGAUAGUCAUCAAUGAGGGUCGCAGGCUCUUGAUCUAUGAGGAUGAGGCAGAGAAUUUCAUCCUCAAGAUCCUGUACUGCAAACAGGACGACAACGGCCUCUACACCUGCACUGCCUCUAACCUGGCUGGACAGACCUACAGCGCCGUUCUGCUCACUGUCAGAGAGCCCAUGAUCCCAUUUAAGACCAAGCUGCGGGAUGUGGAGGUACAGGAAAAGGAGACGGCGACACUGCAGUGUGAGGUGCCCCUGCCCGCCACCGAGACCAGCUGGUACAUGGAGGAGACGCCAUUGUCCCAGAGUGCCAAGUAUCACAUGGAGGAGGAUGGGACACUGCGCCGGCUCACCAUCUGCAACGUCACCACCAACGACGAUGCCGUUUACAUCUGCGAGAUGAAGGAGGGCAGCCGCACUGUGGCGGAGCUGACUGUGAGAGGCAACAUCACCAAGAAGCUUCCUCGAAAGACCAUCUUGCCAGUUAGUGACACAGUGAUCUUCUGCGUCGAGCUAGAGAAGCCCUUCGAGAACUGCUUCUGGACCAGGAAUGGCGAGAGGCUGUACGAGGACAGCAGGGUGUCCUUGGUGUCCUCCGACCACCAGUACACCCUCACCAUCCGAGACUGCCGUGCUGAAGACUCCGGGGAGAUCGCCUUUGUGGCCGGGGACUGCAAGACCUCCACUAGCUUCUCAGUGACUGCCCCCAGAAAGCAUCCUCCAGAUCCCCCAGUUGACCCUGUGGUGCAGGACAAGACGGACACCUCCAUCACCCUCUGCUGGUCCCCUCCUGUCACAGACAGGCCAGUGCCCAUUUCUGGCUAUGUGGUGGAGAGGAGGAAAGUGGGCAGCCAGACCUGGAUGAGGUGUCAUGGCUCAGACAACAUUCCUUGCCCAGAAUUUACAGUGAGUGGCCUGACAGAGGAGGGCAGCUACCAGUUCCGAAUCACUGCCGUCAAUGACUUUGGACAGAGCGCCUUCCUGGAAGUUCCUGGGACCUUUUACCUUGAGCCCAAGGCUUCAGUGAAAACCCCACUGCUGGAUGUGGUGUCAACAGCUGGGGAGGAGGCCACAUUCACGGUCGAGCUCUCUGAGGUGUGUUCAGGGGCCUGGUUCCUCGAUGGCAAGGUCCUGCGCAGCGAUGAGCUUUACCUCAUCAGCCGCACCAAAACCACCCACACUCUGGUGAUCCGCCAGGUGCGCAAAGAUCUGAAUGGAGCGCUGGUCAGAUUUGUGGGUGGAGGAUCAGAGAGCACGUGUAGGCUGAAAGUAAAAGAGGAGCCAGCUAAGUUUGUGAAAAAACCUCAGAGCCCUGCAGAGGUGACAGUCUGUGCAUCAGAGGACUUGGUGCUGAGCUGUGAGGUGGCAGCGGUUGGCACGAGUGUAGUGUGGAGGAAAGGUCACAGUGAGGUCAAGCAGGACCAGAGGACCACCCUCAUCUCCCAGGGGACGCAGCGCAAACUUGUCAUCAAAAACGCCAGGCAGAGCGACCAAGGCCAGUAUACCUGUGAGACGGCAGAGGACAAAGUGACCUAUCAUGUCAAAAUGAAAGAAACAACUUCAAAAUUUGUGAAGAAGUCUACUACGAAGACAGAGUUCUCAUCCUGCUUGGGAGAGACAGUGGUCCUGUCCUGUGAAGUGAGCCAGGCUGCUGCACAGGGGAAGUGGAUGAGAGGAGGACAGGAAGUGAAGCUGGGAAAAGAUGUGGUCAUAGAAACGGAAGGCACAACCAGAAAGCUCAAAAUAAAGAGCACAAAAGUCAGCGACUCUGGGAUGUAUACAUAUAAACUCCCUGAGGAUGAGAUAACAUUCCAAGUGAACGUCAAAGAGCCUCCGUUGAAGUUUGCUGUGAAGCUGGAAGCCAUGACAGUGGAGCUGGGAGGGAACUUGACUCUGAGCUGUGAGCUCAACCGCGCCCAGGGAGAUGUGCUGUGGCGCCAUAACAGGGCCGAGAUCAAGCCCAGCAGCAGGUUUAGGAUUCUGGCAGACGGAGCCAAGCGCAUCCUCACAGUGACAGGGGUGACAAAGGAGGAUGAGGGAGAGUACAGCUGUGAGUCGAAAGAUGACAGGACAGCUGCCAAGAUCUCCACUAAAGCUCCUCGAUUGGUCAGGUUCACUUCCAAGCUGAGCACUGUGGCCGCGGUGGAAGGGAAGGACGCCGUAUUCAAGUGCAGCGUGACCCCAGCCGAUGCCAAAGUGGCGUGGUUCCACAACGGAGGCCCCAUCACGGUGGGGCCCAAGUUCAAGAUCGCUCAGGAGGGAACCAACCACUGGCUGACCAUCACCUCUGUCAGCUGCAAGGACGCAGGGCAGAUCUCUGCUGAAACGGAAGGGAAAGUGACAAAGGCCAACCUUCAAGUGCAGGAGAUGCCGGUGACGUUCCUGAAGAAGCUGGAGAACCAGACGGUGCAGGAGCAGGAUGAGGUGGUUCUGGAGGUGGAGCUGAGCAAGCCCUCCGCGGAGGUGAAGUGGAUGAAGAAUAGCGUGGUGGUGCAGUCUGGGGACAACAUCCAGAUCCGCACCGAGGGGACCCGACAGGCCCUUGUCAUAAAGAGUGUGACCUUUGUGGAUCGCGGAUACUACAGCUGUGAGACCCUGGACGACAAGACACAGGCCAAGCUCACCGUAGAGAUGAAGAAGGUGACGUUGGUACGAGGGCUAGAAGAGAUGAAGGUGGAGGAGAAGGAGACUGUAACCUUCGAGGUGGAGCUCAAUCACGCCGAUGUGGAAGGUUCCUGGACCAGAGAUGCUGUCAGGCUGAAACCAGGGGCCAACUGCCGUAUCUCAGCACUGGGGAAGAAGCAUUCCCUCACGCUGUCCAACCUCAGGCUGGAGGACUCGGGGCUGGUUUCCUUCCAGGCUGAAGGGGUGCACACGUCUGGGAGACUUAUUGUAACAGAGCCUGCUGUGAAGUUCACCAAAACUCUUCAGGACAUCAAAGUUCCUGAAAAGGAGAAGGUGACCUUUGAGUGUGAGCUUUCCAGAGCCAAUGUAGAUGUCAAGUGGUUCAAGGAUGAUGUUGAACUGAAGCCUGGGAAGAAACUGAGCAUCAUUUCCCAGGGCCGCAAGAGAAGCCUGCUGAUUCACAAGUGUGCCUAUGAAGAUCAGGGCCUGUAUGCAUGUGACAUGACUGAUAACAAGACCUCAGCUAAGCUGGCUGUUCACGCCCGGGAUAUCCAGAUCUUGAAGCCACUGGUAGAUGUGGAAGUGGUGGAAAAAGAGAGCGCAGGCUUUGUGUGUGAAAUCUCCCAUGAUGAAGUGGAGACACAGUGGUACAAGAACAAUGCCAAGAUAAAGCCCGGAGACAACAUCAAGAUGAGACAGGAAGGGAGAACCUAUGUGUUACUGUUCAAGUCUGUAAGGCCAGAAGAUGCAGCUGAAAUCAAAUUUACUGCUGAGAAAACUUCAUCCACAGCAAAACUUAAGGUCAAAGAGCUGCCAGUCCAGAUUGUGAAGCCACUCAGGGACAAGAUUGCCAUAGAGAAGCAUCGGGGUAUCCUGGAGUGCAAAGUAUCUCGGCCCAAUGCUGAGGUUAAGUGGUACAAAAAUGGCAAAGAGCUCAAACCCAGCAAGAAGUAUGAGAUUGCCAGCCAAGAUGUCUACCGGAAGCUCAUCAUCAAUGACAUUGAGCAAAAAGAUGAAGCCACCUACACCUGUGAUGCCACAGAUGCCAAAACCUCUUGCAAGUUACUUGUGGAAGAGCAAGCCAUCACCAUCGUACGGGAGCUGAGCUCCGUGGAGGUGAUAGAACCAGCUGAGGCUCGGUUUGAGGUGGAGAUCAGUGUCGUGGAGGUCAAGCCGCCGAAGUGGACACUGUGCGGCGAGCCACUCCACGCCAGUCGGGAUGUGGAGAUUGAGCAUGAUGCCACUGUGCACCGCCUCAUUUUCAGAAAGACCAAAGCUGACAUGACUGGCCCCAUCCAAUUCACUGCUGGCAAAAGCAAAUCUACUGCACAGCUAACUGUGAAAGAACCUCCGGUGCUGGUUCUGCAGCAGAUCAAAGAUGCAAACGGCAAGGAGAAGGGAUCUGCAACCCUGAGCUGUGAGUUUUCUCCCCCUCCUAAGACGGUGUACUGGUACAAGGACCAAGCCCUCCUGGAGGCCUCAAGCAAGUACCGUGUGAAACAGGACAGAGGCCGAAUGGAGCUCACCGUUCUGAAGCUGAUACCUGAGGAUUCUGGAGUGUACUGCUGCAAGGCUGGCAAUGCAGAGAGCAAAGGCACACUCACCGUGGAAGCUCGCAAAGUGGAGAUAAUCCAGCACCUGGAGUCAGUGGAGGUGGAGGAGGAUGGUAGUGCUUUCUUCUGCUGCGAGGUGUCCCACGAUGAUGAAGAGUUGCAGUGGUUCCUCAAUGAUAACCCACUCUGUUCCAAUGAUGUCAAUGAGAUCAGGCAGAUUGGCAAACGCCACACCCUCACCCUCAAGCGGCUGGCCCCUGAGGAUUCUGGGACUGUGAAGGUCACAGUAAGGGAGAUCACUGAGUCAACAAACCUCACGGUUAAAGAGAAGGUGGCUGUGUUCUUGAAGUCACUGGAUGAUGUAGUGGGAGAGGAGCGAGGGAUGAUCACACUGGAGUGUGAAGCCUCCAAACCCAAAGUCACCCCUGUCUGGAAGAAGGACAGUGUUGUCCUGACUGCUUCCGAUAAGUAUGAACUGCUGCAUGCUGGGAAGGCACUUGGUCUGAUUGUCCAUGACCUCACUAAGGAGGAUGCUGGGCUCUACAGUUGUGACAUUGGCACAGACAUCGCGAAGUCCAAGGUUACUGUUCAAGACCUGAACAUUGGGAUCACCAAGAGGCUGAAGACUGCAGAGGCAAAGGAGGGGGAGAGCUGCAGCUUUGAGUGCAUCCUAUCACAUGAGAGCAUUGAUGACUGCUCCUGGAGUGUGGGGGGGCAGCCAGUGGAGAACGAUGGUCGAUUUGAGAUCUCCAACAAGGGCCGCAAGUACAUGCUGACCAUCAAGGAAGUGAAGGCUUCUGAUGCUGGGGACAUAGUAUUCACUGCCAGGAACCUCAGCUCCAAGACCACACUGUUUGUCAAAGAGAAGUCAUCUACUAUAACCAAAGAGCUGCAGAGCUGCAGGGUGACCCCGGGGGAAGAUGCAGUGCUGAGCUGUGAAAUAUCAAAGCCUGGAGCCAGUGUCAAGUGGUACAAAGAUGGCAAAUCCAUUAGGAGGAGCCACAAGUAUGAGAUAAUCCAGGAAGAGAGCUUGCAGACGUUAAUCAUUCACAACACCACAGCCAAGGACUCAGGAGAGUACAGCUGUGAGACAGACAGCUCCAAAACCAGAGCAAAACUUGAAGUGAAGGAAGAAGAAAACAGCUUCACCACAAUGCUGCAAGACCUGACGGUGGAGGAGAUGGGCUCUGCGACUCUGGAGUGUGAGACCACACUUCCUGUCAGCAAAGUCACCUGGAAGAAGGGUGUGAUGGAGUUGAAAGAUGGCACCAAGUAUGAAAUAAAACAGCAGGGAACCCUCCUCUCUCUCACCAUUAGUAACCUGGAGAAGAAUGACAGCGAUAGCUACUCCUGCGACAUUGGGGCCAUGAAGUGCAGAGCCAGGCUAACAGUGCAUGAAAAGCCACCUAUCAUUACAAAAGACUUAAAAGACUGUGAUGCCCAGGAAGGAGAAGAUGUGUUGCUACUGUGCGAGACCUCUAAAGACUGUCCAGUCCAUUGGUACAAAGAUGGGAUUGCGCUGAAGACGUCUUCCAAGUACAAGAUGAGCUGCAUAGGUGCUGAGGCCCGGCUCACCAUCAGGAGUGCAGAGGAGAAAGAUGGAGGAAUGUACGAGUGUGAGGCAGGGCAGUCCAGGACCAAGGCCAGGGUCACAGUGAAGGCUGCUCAUGAUUCCCCAGCUUUGCCAGUGACUUUCAAGCAAGAGCUCCAGAACCAGGAGACCAAAGAGGGAGGCAGCGCCACCCUGCGCUGUGAGCUGUCGAAACCUGGAGCCCCAGUGGAGUGGAGGAAAGGGGCAGCAGCGCUGAAGACUGGGGACAAAUACAAGAUGAAGCAGAGGGGCUGCACUGCUGAGCUGCUAAUUGAGAGCCUUCUGCCUGAAGACACAGGAGACUACAGCUGUGUGUGUGGAGACCAGCACACCACAGCCCGGCUCACUGUAGAGGCUCUGCCAGUGACGUUCAAGCAAGAGCUCCAGAACCAGGAGGCCAAAGAGGGAGGCAGCGUCACCCUGCGCUGUGAGCUGUCGAAACCUGGAGCCCCAGUGGAGUGGAGGAAAGGGGCAGCAGCGCUGAAGACUGGGGACAAAUACAAGAUGAAGCAGAGGGGCUGCACUGCUGAGCUGCUGAUUGAGAGCCUUCAGCUUGAAGACACAGGAGACUACAGCUGUGUGUGUGGAGACCAGCACACCACAGCCCGGCUCACUGUAGAGGCCCUGCCAGUGACUUUCAAGCAAGAGCUCCAGAACCAGGAGACCAAAGAGGGAGGCAGCGUCACCCUGCGCUGUGAGCUGUCGAAACCUGGAGCCCCAGUGGAGUGGAGGAAAGGGGCAGCAGUGCUGAAGACUGGGGACAAAUACAAGAUGAAGCAGAGGGGAGCAACAAGUGAAUUGCAAAUCUGCAAUUUAGAGAUCGAGGAUAGUGGAGAGUACAGCUGUGUGUGUGGAGAGCACAAAACAACCGCCUCUCUCAAAGUCAAUGCACUGCCGGUCAUUUUCAAACAAGUGCUACAAGACCAGGAGGCUCAGGAAGGAGCCACUGCCACCCUGUGCUGUGAGCUCUCUAAACCCGGAGCUCUCGUGGAGUGGUGGAAAGGCAAGGAGCUGCUUCUGCCUGGAGACAAGUAUCAGAUGAAGCAGAGAGGAAACAAUGCUGAGAUGAAAAUUAAAAAUUUGGAACCUAACGAUGCCGGAGAAUACACCUGUAUCACAGGAGACCAGAAAACAAGUGCUCAAGUGAAAGUGACGGCUUUGCCUGUGCUUUUCAAAGAAGAACUUAAGCACCAGGAUGCCAAAGAAGGGGACAGCAUUACUCUGCAUUGCAAGCUCUCUAUGCCAGGAGCUGCAGUGGAGUGGAGGAAGGGCAGGGAGCUGCUGCAGUCUGGAGACAAAUAUGAGAUGAGGCAGUCUGGCUCUGUAACAGAACUGCUAAUAUGUAACUUAGAAGUGGGCGAUACUGGGCAUUAUACUUGUAAAAGUAAAGAUGCAGAAUCGACCGCUGAACUCAUUGUGAAAGCCAUGCCUGUAACUUUCAAAAAAGAACUUCAGAACCAACAGACCACAGGGGGAGGCAGUGCUACCCUGCACUGUGAGCUGUCUAAACCUGGAGCCCCAGUGGAGUGGAGGAAAGGAGGAACUGCUCUAAAGUCUGGGGACAAAUAUAAGAUGAAACAGAGGGGCUCCGUAGCUGAGCUAAUUAUAAAUAAUUUAGAAGUAGAAGAUACUGGAGAUUAUAUCUGUGCCAUUGGUGCUCAACAGACCAGUGCUCAUGUUAAUGUCAAUGCACUACCCAGCAUUUUCAAACGAGAGCUGCAGGACCAGGAGGUUCAGGAAGGGUCCACUGUCACCCUGCGCUGUGAGCUCUCUAAACCCGGAGCCCAGGUGGAGUGGAGGAAGGGAGGAGUGGUGCUGCAGCCCAGUGACAAGUAUGAGAUGAGGCAGGAGGGAGCUGUUGUAGAGCUGGUAAUUCAUGAUCUGAAGCUGGACGACAUGGGAGACUACAUCUGUGACACUGGUGACAAGACAAGCACAGCAUCUCUGAAAGUCAAUGCCUUGCCCACCAUUUUUGCUCGGUUCAAACUUGACUCCCCAGCACUGCCUGUCCUUUUCAAACAAGAGCUUAAGAGCCAGGAGGCUGAAGAGGGCAGCAGGGCCUUCCUGCGCUGUGAGCUCUCUAAACCUGGAGCCCAGGUGGAGUGGAGGAAGGGAGGAGUGGUGCUGCAGCCCAGUCACAAGUAUGAGAUGAGGCAGGAGGGAGCUGCUGUAGAGCUGGUAGUUCAUGACCUGAAGCUGGAUGACAUGGGAGACUACAUCUGUGACACUGGUGACAAGACAAGCACAGCAUCUCUGAAAGUCAAUGCACUGCCAGUCAUUUUCAAACAAGACCUGCAGGACCAGAAGGCUGAGGAAGGGGGCACUGCCACCCUGCAGUGCAAGCUCUCCAAACCAGGUGCCACAGUGGAGUGGAGAAAAGGAGGAGUGGAGCUUUGCCCUUGUGCCAAGUAUGAGAUGAGACAAGAUGGCUGCAGUGUUUGCUUACUGAUUCACAAUGUAGAGCCAGAGGAUGCUGGAGACUACACCUGUGACACUGGGGAUCGACAGACCACCGCUUGUCUGUCAGUGAAGGCCCUGCCCGUAUAUUUCAGGACCUUGCUGGAGAGCCAGCUGGGAGAGACAGGAGGAAUGGCCACCUUGAGCUGUGAGCUCACCAAGGCUGGAGCCCAUGUGGACUGGAAGAAGGGCGGGAAAGUUGUAGAACCCAAUGACAAGUAUGAGAUUAGGCAGGAAGGUACUGUAGCAGAGCUUGUCAUUUACAACCUGAAGCCAUCAGAUGCCGGAGAAUACACCUGUGACACGGGCGACCAGAAGUCUUCUGCCACACUCACUGUCCAGGAACUGGACGUCACCAUAGUGAAGGGGAUAGAGAGCCUCACGGUGAAGGAGGACGAGGAUGCAGUGUUCCAGUGUCAGGUCUCCCAUGACAACGCACCCCAGGUGCAAUGGAAACUGCAGGAUAUCCCACUCCAGAGCAAUGAGAUGAAUGACAUCACCGGGGAGGGGAAGGUGCACACCCUGACUCUCAGGAAAGUGACUCAGGAGGAUUCGGGUACUGUGGUCUUCAGCGUUGGACCUCACACAUCUUCUGCUGAGCUCACAGUCAGAGCUUCCAAUGUGCUGUUCACACGCUGGCUGCAGAACCAGGAGGCUAUGGAGGGGGACUCUGCCACCUUACGCUGUCAGCUCUCGCAGCCUGGGGCCUCUGUAGAGUGGAGGAAGGAGGCAGUUGUGCUGCAACCAAGCACAAAGUACGAGAUGAGGGUCGAUGGGACUGAGGCCCUGCUUGUCAUCAAAGAUCUCAAACUGGAGGAUAGUGCAGACUACACCUGUGACACAGGAGACCAGCAAAGCACAGCAUCUGUUUCUGUUAAAGAGCCUGAAGUCAGGGUGGUGAAGGAGCUGAGGAGCGUGUCGGUAUUUGCUAAUGAGGAUGCCAUGUUCUCCGUGGAGCUGUCUCGGCCCUGUCUGAAGGAUGUUCAGUGGAAGCUGGGAGACGUUCCCCUGCAGCACAAUGAAAUGAAUGAGAUUGGGAUGGCGCGGAAUGGCCUUGUCCACACUCUCACCCUGCGGAAGGUGACGCUGGAUGAUUCAAGCCCUGUGACCUUCACAGCUAGGGGCUGCACUUCCACAGCUGAACUUAAUGUCUCAGCUGCCCCGCCUGUGGUGUUUAAGAAAAAGCUGGAGAGUCAGGAACUAAAGGAAGGGGACAACGCUUUCUUGCGCUGCGAGAUCUCGCACCCUAAUGUACCUGUCACCUGGAAGAGGGGCGGAGAGACACUGUCUCAGAGUGACAAGUACACCUUGCAGCAGAGGGGGACCAUGCUGGUGUUGAUCAUCCAUAAUCUGAAGCCUGAGGACGCUGGUGAAUACAUCUGUGACACGGGGGAUCAGCAGUCUACAGCCACUCUCACUGUCAAAGAGCAUGUGCGGAUCACUGAGGGUCUGCAGGAUGUCAGUGUGUAUGCAGGGGGUGAUGCUUGCUUUGUGUGUGAGGUAUCCCAUGAGGGGGUGACUGAGGGGCAGUGGAGGCUGGAGUCGGCUGUCCUGCAGAGCAAUGACAUGAACAAGAUCAGCGUCAGCGGCAGGGUGCACACCCUAGUGCUGAAGGAAGUCACUCUGGAUGAGAUGGGCAUGGUGACAUUUGCCGUAGGGGAGGAGAGAUCCACUGCCAGGGUGGUGGUGCAGGAGAAACCCAAAGCUGUGAUCAGGGAGAAGCUUCAGGACACUUCUACCUGUGAGGGGGAGACCGCUGUCUUGACCUGCAUGACCUCAGAGCCAGGUUGUUCAGUCACUUGGAGGAAAGACAACAGGAUCAUCAGGCCCAGCGACAAGUAUGAGAUCAGACAGGAGGGUCUGCUCAACCGUCUCCUUAUCCACAGUGUGGAAGCAACGGAUGCUGGGAAAUACGCGUGUGAAAUUGGGGAUGACCAGAGCAGUGCUACAUUGACAGUAGAAGAAUUGCCUGCAUUUUUCAAACAGGAGCUGCAGAACCAGGAAGCUGAAGAGGGGGACAGUUCCACCCUGCGCUGUGAGCUCUCUAAACCUGGAGCCCCGGUGGAGUGGAGGAAAGGAGGAGUGGUGCUGCAGCCCAGUGACAAGUAUGAGAUGAGGCAAGAAGGCACUGUUUUAGAGUUAGUGAUUCAUGACCUGGAACCUGAAGACAAUGGCUACUAUACAUGUGACACAGGAGACCAGCUGACAACUGCUUCUGUCACAGUUCAAGAGAGAGAGGUGCGGAUAGUGUCGGGUUUAAGGAACACGGAUGUGUUUGUGGGGCAGCAGGCAGUGUUCUCCUGCCAGGUUUCCCGGAAGGGGCUGAAGGAUGUGCAGUGGUGGUUGGAUGGCUCCUCUCUGCACAACAGCCCCUUCAAUGAGAUAAGCGUUCAGGACGGCACGACCCACACGCUCACCCUCAACAACCUGGCCGCUGACGACUCCGGCACGGUGACUUUCAAAGCUGGAAGCCUCGUUUCUUCUGCCAAAUUAUUAGUAAAAGAUCCCACAGUGGAGGUGGUGAGUGCCAUGGAGGACAUGUGCGUGGAGGAAGAACAGCCGGCUGAGUUUAUCUGCCAGUACUCCCGACCUGUCAAGGCGCUUUGGAAGAAGAAUGGCAAGCAGCUGCAGCCUGAUAGUCGCAGGGUCCUUGUGGAGCAGGACUGGAAUGUGGCCAGACUUAAGAUCAACCGUGUCACUAUGGAAGACAGGGGUACAUACUCAUGUGAAGCUGAGGGAACCACAGUGUUCGCUCUUCUUGAAGUCCAAGCUAAACCCAUAGACAUCAUCCAGGGGUUGGAGAACGUAGAGACAGUGGAUGGAGGUGAAGCACUGUUCGAGUGCUCCCUCUCUCGACCAGAGCUGCGGGACUACCGCUGGCUGAUAGAUGACCUACCAGUGCGGGAGACUGAGAACAUGGAGAUGGCAGUGUUUGAGCACGGACGCCGGCACCUCCUGCUUCUUAAAGACCUGCAUCCUGAAGAUAGCUGCCGGGUCACCUUCCUGGUUGGCAAUGUUGUCUCCUCUGCAUUCCUAACAGUUAGAGGGUGGCAGCUGCACGUGGCGAGGCCGCUGGAAGACGCAGAGGUGGUCGUGGGGGAGCAGGUGGUGUUUACGUGUGAGCUGAGUGAGCCUGUUCCCAUCAGUGAGGUCACCUGGUACCUCAAUGGCUCAGAGAUCCAUGCCGACAGCCACACCUGGGUUACGCAAGCCGAUGGCAAUUCCUACAGCCUCAUCCUCAAACAGGCUCAGCCUCAGCACUCCAAAGAAGUGACCUUUGCAGCUAGGGAUGCCAUCUCCACUGCCAAACUCACAGUCAUUGCCCUUCCUGACCCUCCUGAGGACCCAGAGGUGGUGAGUAAGAACAGCGAAUCAGUGACGCUGUCCUGGUUCACGCCCCUCAAUGAUGGGGGCGGGAACAUUCUGGGCUACAGAGUGGAGAUGCGAUUGACUGACAGUGUCCUGUGGCAGCCGUGCCACACGGAACCCAUUCGGAACACAGAGUUUGUGGUGGACAACCUGAUUCCAGGAAAGGCGUACAGAUUCCGAGUAGCCGCAGUGAACCACGCUGGCACUGGGGAGCCUGUCCAUUUACCACAAACUAUACAGCUAGCAGCCCCCAUUUCUGUGACCAAACCCCUGUCCAGCCCUGCUGUGAGGGAGGGGGAGACAGUCUGUCUGCAGUGUGAACUGUCCAGUGAGCACAGUUCUGUCAUCUGGCUGAAGAAUGACAAGCAUCUCCCCCUGGGGAAGAAGUACCAGGCCACAUCGCAGGGGAAGAGGCAGGAGCUGCUUAUCCAGGAUUUCAGGCCUGACGACCAGGGCAUCUACGCCUGUGUGGCUUCACCUGAGGCUGAGACAUCUGUAGGUCUCUAUUUAGAAGAGUUUACCCCGCCCAUGGAGGUUCCAGGUGAAGAGGAAGAGGCCCCUAUCCAGCCCAGUCUGCCCCCUGAGGCAGCUCAGGAGGGUGACCUUCAUCUCCUGUGGGAGGCCCUGGCCAAGAAGCGCCGCAUGAGCCGGGAGCCCACUCUGGAUUCCAUCUCGGAGGUGCCAGAGGAAGAUGACAAACUCUCCAAGGAGCGGAGACAAAAAGCAGAGGAGGAGCCUCUUGCCAAGCCUGAUCUUGAGCAGUUCUAUGCCAGUUCAGAGGAUGAGUCCUUAACUGGGGCCACUUCCUUAGUCUCCUAUCUCAAGAAAACCAGUCAGUCCACUGUCACCUUUGUUGGAGGCCAAGCCCAAACUGUUUCUACCAAGAAGUUCUAUGAUCUCUUUGAAAUGUCUGAGGCAGAACCACCUCAGAAGAUGGCAACAUUGGAACCCCCUACCAUGGAAAUAGGGAAGGAUGAGGAGUCUGAAAUGACAGAGGCAGCCAUUAAAAUUCAGGCUGCUUUCAAAGGCUAUAAGACCAGGAAGCAGUUGAAGCAUCAGGGAGUCCCUGUCUUUGGUGAUGUUUUUAAGGACCAGACAUGUGAGCCCAAUGGUACUGUCCACCUAGAGUGUGUGUCACUCAUGAAAUCUGACAUCCAGGUACGAUGGCUGAAAGAUGGGGAGCAGCUGUAUGAUGGGAAACACCAUCACAUUGACAUCUACAAUGAUGGCACCUGCUGCUUGAUAAUCACAGGCCUGACACCCAAAGACACAGGAGUCUACACCUGUGAAAUUUCGAAUAAAUUGGGCAAGGUAUCCCACAGUGCUAAAGUCACAGUGGGAAGCUCUCGCGACAUCCCCACCCAGAAACACAAGCACAUUCCCUAUGGGUACAGUGCAGAUAGUGAGCCAGAGAGCUCCUCGGGUAGUGAAAUGGAUGAAUCCCUGCGGAGAGCAGGGAAAAGGCUGCGGCGACUCCUCAGGACCAGGCUGUCGCAGGACAUGCCUGAUGUGGAGGAGGAACCCUUUGUGAGUGCUGAUGAAGGAGACCUGGAGGCUGCUGACCAGCAAACGUACCGAGAGGAUGACAAGUAUAUCUACAUCAGGUUUGAUACUCUUGCAGAGGCACAGGUGGCAUCCAGACGCUUCCAAGAGAUGUUCACUGUUCAGGGGGUCCCCAUAGAAACGGAUAUCCUGCAGGAAGGCCUUCGGAAAGUUGAACUCCGCAUUAUGAAGGCAGCCCCGCCUCAGGCCAAGGAGAGCCCUCUGACCCCCACUGCGGAGAAAGAACAGCCUGCUUACACACUUACUGGAUCCGCUCCCCCAGUGUUCCUGACGGAGCUGCAGAGCCAGGACGUGCCAGACGGCUACCCAGUCAGCUUUGACUGCGUGGUCAGUGGCAAGCCCCCUCCCACUGUCCGCUGGUUCAAGGAUGGGAAACUGAUCGAGGAGAAUGACCACUACAUGAUCAACGAGGACCAGGAAGGCUGUCACCAGCUCAUCAUCACCGCCGUCCUGCCCAGCGACAUGGGGGUGUACCGCUGCAUGGCCGAGAACUGCAGUGGCAUUGCCUCCACCAAGGCUGAGCUGCGGGUGGAUGUGUCUUGCAGCUCUGACUAUGACACUGCGGCUGAUGCCACCGAGACCUCUUCCUAUGUCAGCGCUAAGGGUUACCUGUCCAGAGAGCAGGAAGGCUUUGAAUCGAUGACAGACGAGGGGCAGGUCCCCCAGGUAGUGGAUGAGUUACACGACAUUUAUGUCAGCCCUGGAGCCCCCAUUGCCAAGAUGCAUGUCAAGGUCAAAGGCUAUCCUGCUCCACGGGUGUACUGGUUCAAGGACGGCCAGCCACUGAGGCCCUCUGACAGAGUGCUGGUGAGCGAGGAGAAAAGGCUGCACUGUCUUGAGAUCCUGGAGGUCUCCCAGGAGGACGCGGGGGAGUACUCCGCCUACAUCAGCAAUGCCGCUGGGUCUGCCUACUCCUCCGCCAGGCUCUUUUUGCACAGUCCUGGGGAGCAGAUUGCUGAGGGAGACAAGCCAGAUGCUGGUAAAGCCAAAGGCACAAAGGAAAUGGUGGUACCCCCUCGCUUCUUGGAAAGGUUCACUAACAAGAAGGUGAAGAAAGGUUCAAGCAUCACUAUGUCUGUCAAAGUGGAAGGGUUCCCUGUGCCCAUGAUCACUUGGCUUAAAGAGGAAUCUGCAGAGGAUGUUUUGUGGAUAAAGCCAGACACACCUGGCUAUAAGGUGGCCAGCUCCAAGCAUCAGCACAGCUUGAUUCUGCUGGAUGUGGGAAGAGAGUACUCGGGCACCUACACCUGCAUUGCCACCAACAAGGGUGGCCAGUCCAUCUGUACUGCACAACUGGAAGUGAUAGAUGCUUCUGAAGAGGAGAUGCAAGAAGUGGAGCAGAAAGUCGAACCCUCUCACAAGUUACUGCAAGAAAUCAUUGAUAUUACUGUACACCCCCCGGAAGCAGAGCACAUUCUUGGAGCCCCAGGAAAAGGAGAACAAGUGGAGCGUGUCGGCAGUAAACUCCUGAGCCCUUAUCUGGGGGAAGUGGGUACAGAGGAGUUCUUACAAAAGCUGACCUCCCAGAUCACAGAGAUGGUAUCGGCCAAGAUCACACAAGCUUCUCUUCGCGUCCCAGGAGUAGAUAGCGAUGAUGAGACAAAGACCCCCUCCCCCUCGCCACAUCAUGGACGCUCACGGCCAUCCUCCCUCAUUGCGGAGUCUUCCUCCGAAUCUGAUGAAGGGGAGUCCAGGGGAGAGAUGUUUGAUAUCUACGUAGCUACAGCUGACUACACCCCUGCUGGUGGCCAAAAAGAAGCCAUUGCUCUAAAAGAGGGACAAUAUGUGGAGGUCCUAGAUUCAGCACACCCUCUGAAGUGGCUUGUUCGUACUAAACCCACAAAGUCCACUCCAUCUCGACAAGGCUGGGUUUCCCCAGCUUACCUUGACAAGAAGCUAAAGCUUUCUCCAGACACACCUGUAGGAGAAGCUCCAGAGAUCAGUGGAGAAGAGGUUUCUGAAGAUGAAUACAGGAGAAGACUAUGUCAUCUUAUCCAGGACAUGAUAGCAAGUGAGGAAGAGUUUGUGCGGGACAUGGACUUCUUUGUGUCUCACCAUGUGCAGCAUGUCAGCACCAGCCCCGAUGUGCCUUCUGUUGUCACCACCAAAAAGGAUGCCAUCUUUAGGAACAUUGAUGACAUUAGCACUUUCCACAACAGCACCUUGUUCCCCGGCCUGAGUGAAUGUGACACUGAUGAUGAUGUGGCCGUGCGCUUCAUAAAAAAUAGUGAAGGCUUUGAGAAAUACAUCCACUACCUGGUGGGGAAGGCCCAGGGUGAGGCUGCAUUGAGCAACAAAGCUGUCCAUGACUACUUCAAGAGAUACACAGAGGCAGAGCUGGCCCUUGAAGACCCUUCUCAAGUCCCAGUCCCACCUGUCCAUGCCUAUCUGGAGAAACCCCUGGAAAGGAUCCAAAAGUACAAGACUGUGCUCAAGGAAAUGAUUCGAAACAAAGCAAGAAAUGGUCAGAACUGCUGCCUCCUGGAGGAGGCCUUUGCGAUAGUUUCGUCUCUCCCACGCCGCUCUGAGAACACACACCAUGUAACACUUAUCGAGAACUAUCCUGCGACCCUGGAGGCUCUCGGGGAGCCUAUCAGACAGGGGCCAUUCAGUGUGUGGGAGGGGGCCCCAGGAGCUAGAGCGUCUUUCCGGGGACACCACCGGCAUGUCUUCCUCUUCAAAAACUACAUCCUGAUUUGCAAACCCAAGAGAGACAGCAACACUGACACACAGACUUACAUCUUCAAGAACAUGAUGAAGCUGACGAACAUUGACGUGAAUGACAUAGUGGAAGGGGAUGACCGCUCAUUCGAGAUCUGGCAUGAACGGGAGGACUCAGUGAGGAAGUACACCUUGCAGGCCAGGACUGUCAUCAUCAAGAACUCUUGGCUGAAGGAUCUCUGUGACCUGCAGCAACGCUACAGUCUGCCAGCCUGGAGUUCCCCUGAUUUUGAGGAGGUUCUCGCUGACUGCACGGCUGAGCUUGGGGAGACAGUCAAACUGGCCUGCAAGGUCACAGGAACACCCAAACCCGUGGUUACGUGGUACAAGGAUGGCCGGCCAGUUGAUGUGGACCCUCACCACAUCAUCAUCGAGGACCCUGACGGCUCCUGCACCCUCAUCCUGGACAACAUGACUGCGGAGGACUCAGGACAGUACAUGUGCUUUGCUGCCAGCAGUGCAGGCAAUGCUAGCACACUGGGCAAGGUCCUAGUACAGGUGCCUCCCCGUUUCGUGAACAAGUUGAGGAAUGCUGUGCUUGUCCAAGGAGAGGAUUGCCAGUUCACUUGUACCAUACAGGGUGCCCCCAGCCCACAGAUCAGGUGGACUAAGGAUGGCAUUCUGCUGACAGACCAGGAGAAGUACCAGACAUUCAGUGAGCCACGUAGUGGAGUUGUGGUACUGGUCAUCAAGACCCCAGGGGAGAGUGACCUGGGACGAUACCAGUGUGAGCUGAAGAACAGGCUGGGCACUGCGACCUGCGCAGCCGAGCUGUGUCUGCAGUCUGCUGCACUGAUGGCCAGCGAGAGGAGGGGGGAGCAGGCCAUCUGUAUUGAAGUCACAGAGCAGGAGACUAAAGUGCCAAAGAAAACCAUCAUCAUAGAAGAAACUAUAACCACAGUGGUGAAGACUCCCAGACUGAAACGCCGUAUGUCUCCUGGACUGUCUCCCUCACGGGUUCUCCGGUCUGAGGUGUCGACUCCAGAGCCCACCCCAGGCACCAAGCCCAAGAGACCUGCAACACGGUCCCAACCAGAAAUGGCCAAGAGGCCAGUUAUCCCUACUCUCGUUGUUACGGAACACGAGGGAGCUUUGGCUACAUCAGUGAAAGGAGAAUCCAAGACUGAAGACCAAAAGUCUAAGUGGAUUGAGGUAGAGGAGAUCAUUGAGUACAAAGUGAAGAAAUCACCCAAGCUUCCCAGGAAGAGAGGAGCUUCUCCAGGCAAAUCUGAGAAAGAGCAAACUGAAACAGUCUUUACUUUUCCUGGUCCCCAGCCCAAGAGAUCUCCCAGAGAUGAUCCUAAUGCCAACAACUCAAACAACAAGCUGGUAGAACAGCAAGGCCCCUCUCUGCCAGAGGACAGCCUCCCUGAUCUCAAUAUUCAGCCACUUCCUUGGGAAGAUGGACAAGAUGGGGCUUCAGCAGAUGGAGAAGCAACCACCCCUAGUGCAGUAUCUUCAAGGGCUGCUUCACAGCCUCACUGCGAUACUUCUGAGGGAAACGGAGAUGUCGUCACAACAGGGGUAACGACCAGCAUUCAGUUGAAAGAUGGUACAUCCCCCAUGGUAGCUCAGGUUGGACAAACUCUUGUCUUUAGUUUUGAAACACCAGAGUCCGGCCAUGAUGAGUCAUCUCUGGAAAUGGCAAAGGGAGAUUCUGCGGAAAAAGACCCCUCUGUUGAUCAAUGUCAGGAGGAGUCACCUAAUGAGGAAACCAUCAUUGUUGAAGAACCAGAGGAAGAAGGAGAUACCUUGGCAAACAGAGACAUCAAAGUCUUGACCCAAGAUGGGAGAAUACUAACGUUGGAAGAUCUUGAAGAUUAUGUCCCAGAAGAAGGAGAAACCUAUGGAUGCGAGGAUAUUGAUCAGUCAUCUGGAGGAGAUGCGGAUAAACCCUGUGAGAUAUCUGUCCUUCAGAGGGAGAUCAAUGAGCCCACCAUUGGAAAACCUGUUCUGCUCAAUGUAGGACGACCCAUUGUUUCAAAUCCCCAGCCCAGUUUAUUCACACGCUUCAAGGAGCAUCUUUCCAGUAGCUUUUUCAUGUCCGCAAGCCACAUGCCUGAAGCCCAGUCCAGUGGGGUGCCAGGGGUGUCAGUGCAUGUGACUGGAACAUGUACAGACACUGUUACACAGUCAGCAGGGGCUGCUGCUCCUCCAGAGAGCCAACAUACAUUUGAAGUUAAACCUUCAUACUGUAUGGAGGUUCAGCGAUGCCGCGACAAUGGGCAGCAGAGCUUCAAAACAGAAGUUUCUGCACGAACAUUCAGCUACCAAACAGUGGGAGAGCCAGUCACUCUUCAGAUCAGCAAGAAGGACAAAUACCAACACUCAAACCCAUCAAGCGAUGGCACACAGGUAGCCCCAGAAAUCCCUGCAGCAGAUGAGGCCGCAGUAGGUGACUUCCUACAGAGAGAGACUAAGGAGAUGCUCCCUUCUGGGGAGGAACAGGCCUUGAGGAGCAGGUAUAAAGCCUGUACAUCACUGCCAGAACAAGUGGAAAGAGCUUCACGUACAGACAGCACCCACGACCAAGACCUGGGGCUGGAUAGCAUGUCCAGGAUGCCCGUGAAAAGAUGGUAUGAAAUCGAAUUUAGCCCAACCACCUUCCACAAGAGGGCCUUCAUAAUACAAGGAUUAGAGUCCUUCAGUCCUUACAGCCACAGAACUGAGACCAGAGGCAGAGAGCCAAGUCUUGAUGACAAAGGGGAUGUAACCUGGGAUAUAAAGACAGAGGACUAUGUUGAAACCAGAGUGAAGGAGUCAGGUCCUCCGCACGUUCAGGAGAUUGUAGAAGACCUCCAGGUGCAGAGUGGGGACACAGCCACAUUCAGUACUGUAAUUGUAGGGCACCCUGCCCCAGCUGUCACGUGGUAUAAGGACGGGGUGGUGCUGUCCAGCAGCGAGCGGGUUGAGCUCCACCAGCAGGGCUCCCGGUUUUCUCUCACCGUGGUCGACACAAGCAGCCAGGACUGCGGCGUCUACACCUGCGCUGCCAGCAACCCCUGGGGCGAUGUUUCCUGCAAGGCUGAGCUUAUUGUCGCAGAAGGUUCAGAGCGUAGUAAACAUGAAAGGAAAAAGAGGAGGAAACUGCACUCCUUGUACGAGGUCCACGAGGAGAUUGGGAGGGGCAGCUUUGCCUUUGUGAGGCGGGCGAAAUGUAAAGGGAGCGGGGAGAGCUGUGCAGCCAAGUUCAUCCCUCUCAUAAGCAGCAACAAGGCCCAGGCCCUUCGGGAGCGAUCUGUGCUCUCCCAGCUCAGCCACCCCAGACUCGCCUGUUUGCUGGAUUCCUUCUACACCAGGAAGACGCUGGUCUUGCUCACUGAGCUCUGCUCUACUCAGACACUACUAGACCACUUGCUAUCAAAGGAAUCUGUCCCAGAAAAAGAGGUUCAGAAUUACAUUCACCAAGUCUUGGAAGGCAUUAAUUAUAUUCACAACAAAAACAUUCUCCACUUAGAUAUAAAGCCUACCAACAUCCUCAUGGCGCUGUCAGAAAAGGACGAGAUUAAGAUCUGCGAUUUUGGUUUUGCUCAAGAAAUAGACCUGUCUAAACCCCAGUACAGCAGGUUUGGGACCCCUGAGUUUGUGGCCCCUGAAAUUGUCUGCCAAGCACCAGUUACCAAGGCAACAGACAUUUGGUCUGUUGGUGUCCUGUCUUACUUAUGUUUGACAGGCAGCUGUCUGUUCUUUGGAGAGAAUGACUGUGCUACACUGAAGAACAUUCAGGAUGGGAGGAUUUCCUGGGAUGAUCCUGAUGUCACUUCAAGAAGCCCAGAGGCACAGGGCUUCCUCCAGAGGGUCCUACAACUUUUUGCUGAGAAGAGACCUACAGCUGCUGAGUGUCUGAGGCAUGACUGGUUUCUGGACAAUCAGAGUACUCGAGAAGCUGAAUUAAUCAAUACUAAGAAGCUGAAAUUCUUUGUCUCAAGGAGUAAGUGGCAGUGCUCACUCAAGUCCUAUGGGUCUGUGAUGGUGGUGAGGUCUAUACCCGAUCUAUUGGAAGGACCAUUCCAGGAAACUUCUCUGGCUGUUCCCCGAGACCACCUGGACCAUAGCAGCUCUUCCCCCAGCAGUGUCUCCUCCUCUGAUUAUGAAGACGCUUCUUGUCACAGAGAGACAGACUCCAUGAGCACACCAGAGCACCUCCUACCUGCUAAGCACAGGCAGCACCCUGAGAAGUCCUGGGAAGUAGAAAAAGAAAGUGGAGAAGGAUUUAGAACGACAGACCAUUGCAUAGAACUUUCACAGAGCAGUGCUUCAGAUGCACUGCCCGAAGUGAAGAAGGAAGAACAUUCUGUUUUGACUCCUCGAAAACAGAUUUUACCAGACCAGGGUGGUGUCAGCAGUGAGUUUAGGCUUACUGUCUGUAAACCAGAUGUUACAGAAGCAUUUAGGUCCUCAGAGUCCACUGGCAACCUGAGUCAUGAAGAUUCAGCUGGUAGCUCCCUGUCUUUAGACAUUUCCGAAGAUGAUGCAACAGGCUCUACUUGUGUACGUAUCCCAAGGGAUAGCCUGAUCAAGAGCACAUUCUACAGCAGCUCCACAGAGCUCUCUCCGUUGUCUGCCCGCAGAAUGUUUCUUCAGGGAAAGAAGUACAUGAAGAGGCAUGAGAGAGCUAGGAAGCACCUCAUGAAAGCUGGCCUUUCCAGUCGACUACAGGAGCCCCUUCUAGAGCAAUUUGAAGAGAGCCAGAAUGAGGGAGAUGAUGGUGGGAAUCAGGGAAGAAAUCUGCUGUAUCCACCUUCAGUCAUUGCUAAAUCCAGUUCUUUUGACAUCGGAGUCAGGGUUUCCAACUCUGAUAUAAGUAUGAAAAGGAGGAGCAGAUCCUUAGAUGAAUAUCACACCAGGACCCCAUCACCCUCUGAACUGAUAGAAGCAAGAAGAGAUGAGAGUGAAGAUCUUGCUUCCAGAGUGCUACGCGAAAAUGAAAUGCAAGUCAAGCUCUUUGAUAGUCACCCUGAAAAAGCAAUGAAAGAAUCCACUCAAGAUGAUGCAGAAAACACAGGUUCCUUUGCAGAUGAAUGUACACUCAAAGAACCACACAGUGAAAGAGAGACAGUUCAGCAAUCUGAACUCACCACAGAGGAUACUGCCAAGGCAGAGACACCCCUCUCGUCAACUGAUAGCAAAGUGGAAUCUGCCAUGCUUCAGAGUGUUAUAAGUGAAAUGGUUUCCCUAUCUGAAGAAAUUAAAGUUAUAAGUGGCUUUGAAUCACCUCCAGAAAACCCUGAUACAUCUGAAUUCUCUCUUUUAGCGUAUGCCACCCAAGAUGAGAGCACCCAGAGAACUGAGGAUUCACCGUCUUCAGUAAGGGAACCAUUACCAAUGAAGCCCAUUUUUGUAGAAUCUACUACACCAGUGUCUGCGGUUCAAGAAGUGUCAGAGCUACUGACUUCCCAGUACGGCCUUUCAGAGUUUGAGAGCCCCAGAAGCUUUCACCUGUCUUUAAAAGCUUUAGAAACUUUAGAAGAAGAAAAUAGAACUCAUUUCCCACAGCUUCAUGUUGCAAUGGCAAAAAGUGAGAUGAGAACAUCAAAUGAUCCACCUGUCUUGGCCUUGGCUGCAGAACCAACAGAUGAAACACCUGCAACAGGUGGCUCCUUAUCUUUUAAAGAACCUUAUGGGUCCAAAUAUGAUCUUCAAGGUUCUUUUGGAGAACCAGAAGUGAUUUUCUCAACUCCCGCAGAAGCUACUUGCAUUAGUGUACCAUCUGCAAGCCAUCCACAAGAGCCACAAGUGAGCCCUGAGGAAGAAUUUGGGAUCUUUCAUGAACAUAUGUCAGAGACUGCUUCAGUGAAGGCACAAUCAGGUGCAUAUGUGGAAACUUAUGGCGAUGAUGAUAAUGACCUGGAGCCAGAACUUCAGCACCUUUUGGAGGAAGUCAACAUAUAUGAGAAUCUCAACAUUGCGUGGCGGGACACUGCCUUCCCAGUGAAGUCCACAUCUUUAGUUGAAGUUUCUAAUGAGAAACAGAGUGCAGAAGCCCUUACAGAACAAAUUCAUCGUCCCUCUUCUGUCCCAGAUUCAAAGCACCAGCCCAGUAAAACGGGGAAAUAUGGAAUUUUACGGUUCUUCAGAAAGCAUUCAUCUACAGACUACCCUACAUCAUCAUUUGGACAGGGGUCUGAGAUACAAACUUCAGAGGAGAAGCUGGGCCACUCCCCCUCACUGUAUCAGCAGCUACAAGGAGCUUCCAGUUUAUCCUUAACAAAGAAGAUGAGGGCUUCUAUCUCCUGCUUGCCCGCAGCCAUCUGGGGGAAACAACGCAAGGAGACAGAUAAAAGAGAAGGUGGAGAGGAAGAGCCACAUCCUGAGUUGGGUACUGCCACAUUAGGGUCCCUGAGGAGGAAGUCUAAGCUCUUCUCCUUCAAACUGCGUGGGUUGAAGAAAAGUCGAGAGCCAGUGUUUCUGGAAGAGCUCCAAGACAUGUCUGUAUCUCUGGGUCAGUCAGUUACGCUGUCCUGUAGGCUCUCAGGAUACCCACCCCCAGACAUCUGCUGGUAUAAAGAGGGCCAGUGGAUUAAGAGCAGUAGCCAUAUCUGGUUGUCAGUGAUGGACAAGGAGCUCCACUCUCUAACUAUCCACGCAGCCCGGGAGGAGGACCUGGGCAGCUACCGCUGUGUGGCCAGUAACGUAGUGGGACAGGCCUCCACCUCCUGCACCCUCAUUGUGUCAGAAGUCAGCUGGUAUGGUCCAGUCCCAGAAUUCUCCUGUAUAUACUGUAUGGAUGACUUUGCAAUGGAUCUCCCACUGAGAGACAGACGCAGAUGCAGAGAAAGGGAAAGGAAAGAGAAGAAACAUCUUGGGAUCUCCAUGACCUGGAACCCUUGGAAAUACAAAAGACUAAAAAAAGAAAAAAACAUAUCUCCAAAUGAAGAAAAGCUGCAGCUAGAGUCAAAUCAAAAAGAGCUGCCUGCCUGCCCGGCCAGCCCAGAACUUACCCAGGUGGACGGGGAUGGAGUGCUACUGGUGUGGAAGCCUGUAGAAUCCAUAGCUCCCCUUACAUACAACAUCCAGUACAGCAAAGAUGGAGAGGCGUGGAGGCUGCUGGCUGAGGGGGUGAUGGACAGCUGUUAUACAAUCGCUGCCCUGCCCAGGGGAUCACUGUACAGGUUCAGGGUGGCCUGUGUCAAUAGAGCUGGGAUGGGACCUUACAGCGACCCCUCGGCUGCAACCACCAUUGGAACUGAUCAAGAAGACUCUCACAUCCCCCUCAUUCACACUGUUCGCCCCAGGGAAGAGGGGAGUGAGCUUACAGCACAGCCAGGGUCCCCUUUCUUCCCCAUUCACACAACCUACACCUUCCUCUCUGAGACCAACAGGGGGCGCUUCAGCGUCAUAAAGCAGUGCAGGGAAGACCUAAGCGGGAAGCUAUUUGCGACCAAAGUGACUCCGUACAAGGCAGAGAAGCGUCAGUGUGUGCUGAGGGAGUACCAGCUGCUGAAGAGGCUGCGGCACACAAACGUGGUCCAGCUGCAUGCUGCUUUCAUCACCCCACGCUACCUGGUGCUGAUCGAGGAGCUGUGCAUCGGGCGCGAGCUGCUGCAUCACCUGGCUGAGAGAGACUCGUACUCUGAGCUGCACGUUAGGGAGUUCCUGCAACAGAUUCUCAGCGCAGCUGAAUACCUCCACUCCUGCAAUGUGCUGCACCUUGACCUCAAGUCUGACAACAUGCUUGUCACUGAGCACAACCUGCUGAAGAUUGUGGACUUCGGCUCAGCUCAGACCUACGAAGCAGGGAAACCCCUCAUUGUGGAGAGGAUCCAUGAAUUGACAGAGUGCCGAGCUCCAGAGAUCCUGGGAGGGCAGGGUGUAGGGCCAGAAACAGACAUUUGGAGUGUUGGUGUUGUAGCAUUCAUCAUGCUGAGCGCAGAUAACCCAUUUUACUCUGACAUCCACUGCGAGAGGGACAGAAACAUUAAAAAGGGGAAGAUCCAGUUUGGGAGGUGCUACCCCGGGCUGUCAGAGGGGGCCUUGAAUUUUGUGAAAAGAACUCUGCACAGCAAACCCUGGGGAAGGCCUUCCGCUGCCGAGUGCCUGGAGUUGCCAUGGUUGCAAGGAGUCCCAGUUUCUAAGCGUCGCUCCUCCAUUGUGUGUUUCUCCACAGACAAGCUACAGGGUUACAUCCGAGACAGGGAGAGGAAACGGGCACAACUUCGCACCAAACUGGAUUUACCAAUCUUCCAGUGAACAGCGUAAAUAUUAGGGAAGAAAAGUGUCAGGUAUUGCUGUGUCCAGACAUGUGCCCCACAGACACUAAGAAUACAGUAUGUCCGUUUUAAAACCACAGUUACAGUAUCUUCAAAAUAAUAACGUGUAAACAACUCACGAUUAAACUUUUCAACACCCUUC
Messenger RNA from Lepisosteus oculatus (spotted gar), 25445 nucleotides. Lineage: Eukaryota; Metazoa; Chordata; Actinopteri; Semionotiformes; Lepisosteidae. The record is from RefSeq and is a predicted model, not a curated record.